Messenger RNA from Thamnophis elegans (Western terrestrial garter snake), 2583 nucleotides. RefSeq names its product anoctamin 2 (gene ANO2). Gene Ontology annotation, biological process: chloride transmembrane transport. The record is from RefSeq and is a predicted model, not a curated record. NCBI's taxonomy places the organism in Eukaryota, Metazoa, Chordata, Lepidosauria, Squamata, Natricidae. The transcript has 23 exons. Gene Ontology annotation, cellular component: plasma membrane. The coding region runs from base 1 to 2583 and encodes 860 amino acids. Gene Ontology annotation, molecular function: protein dimerization activity; chloride channel activity.
AUGCAUUUCCGAGACAGCAAGAGGAAAGUCGACUACGUCUUAGUCUACCACUACCGCAAACAUUCCUCGGACAAUGGUGGUGAGAGUCAAGGCCCCGUACAUAGGCCGGGCUCUUUGGCGAUUAUUUCUAAUGGGGAGACCGCCAAAAGCCAGCAGAAACAACAGGAAGGAUCUACUCCAGAAGCCCAGGUGAUUGAUGUCGCCCCACAGGAUGCUUUGGAGGUUGCAAAAGAGGAACAGAGGGAGGAGUUUGAACGCAACUUGUUGGAAGCUGGUUUGGAGUUAGAAAAGGAAGUGGAGGACAAGAGUCAAGGAUUAAGUUUUGUCCGAAUACACGCACCAUGGAAUGUACUGAGCCGAGAAGCGGAGAUUCUGAAAAUCAAGAUGCCCACUAAACGAACUUAUGAAAUCAAAGAAGAAGGGGGACUUGUCAAGAAGCUGUCAUUGAUAUUGCAGAAAUUAGCAGAACCAUUGCAGCCUAAAGUGCCAGAGCAAAAUACCACUAGGAUGAAGAAUUUAUCUUAUCCGUUUUCCAGAGAAAAAAUAUAUUUGUACAACAUUCAAGAUAAAGAUACAUUUUUUGACAACGGCACUCGCAGUCGAAUUGUACGUGAAAUUUUGAAGCGCACAUAUAGUUCAAAAGCCAAAAACAGCAUGGGUAUUAACACAUUAAUAGCAAAUAAUGUUUAUGAAACAGCUUAUCCUCUACAUGAUGGCGAAUACGAAGGUGAAAGCAAGGACAUGAAUGAAAGGAAGCUGUUGUAUCGAGAGUGGGCACGAUAUGGAGCAUUUUACAAGUUUCAGCCUAUUGACCUCAUAAGAAAGUAUUUUGGAGAAAAAAUCGGAAUGUAUUUUGCCUGGCUGGGGUUAUAUACAGAAUUUCUCAUUCCAUCCUCUGUCGUUGGGAUUAUCGUAUUUAUGUACGGGUGUCUGACCAUUGAAGAAGAUGUUCCAAGCAAGGAGAUGUGUGACCAACGUAAUGCCUUCACCAUGUGCCCUUUGUGUGACAAGACCUGUGACUACUGGAACCUCAGUACAGCUUGUGGAACCGCACGUGCCAGCCACUUAUUCGAUAAUCCGGCCACCGUCUUCUUCUCCAUUUUCAUGGCCCUCUGGGCCACAAUGUUUCUUGAAAACUGGAAGCGUUUGCAGAUGAGGUUGAGUUAUUUCUGGGACCUCACAGGAUUGGAGGAAGAGGAAGAGCAUCUAAAGGAACACCCCAGGCCAGAAUAUGAAACCAGAUUAUUACAGAAAAAAGCCAGAAUUGAAAAUACCAAAAUCGUGACUCAGGAUGAGAGUCAUUUACGUGAGUCUUCUAAAACAGGAGAUUCCCUUGCAGUUAAUGGCAGCAAUUUAGCUAUUGCAAUACAGCUAAAGCGAAUAACAGAGGUCCCCAAAACAGAGAAAACGUUUGAGGAGAGGUUAAUUCUGAAGGCUUUCCUGCUGAAGUUUGUAAAUUCUUAUGCGCCCAUUUUUUACGUGGCUUUUUUUAAAGGGAGGUUUGUGGGACGCCCUGGUCAGUACGUCUACAUGUUUGCUGGUUACCGAAUGGAAGAGUGUGCUCCCGGGGGAUGCUUGAUGGAACUUUGCAUCCAGCUCAGCAUCAUCAUGUUGGGGAAGCAGCUGAUUCAGAACAAUAUCUUUGAAAUAGGAGUUCCGAAAUUAAAGAAAUUGUUCCGUAAACUAAAAGAUGAGAGGCCGGAGAAGAAGGAAAGCCAUUCAGAUCCAUCUAAGCAGCCUCAGCAGUGGGAGCUGGAUUACGUCUUGGAACCAUUCAUGGGGCUGACUCCGGAAUACAUGGAAAUGAUCAUACAGUUUGGCUUCGUGACUCUCUUUGUGGCCUCCUUUCCUCUGGCUCCAGUGUUUGCCUUGUUGAACAACGUCAUUGAAGUUCGACUCGAUGCCAAAAAGUUUGUGGCUGAACUAAGACGGCCCGAUACUGUGAGAGCAAAGGAUAUAGGAAUCUGGUUUAAUAUUUUGAGUGGCAUCGGAAAGUUUUCAGUCAUAAUUAAUGCCUUUGUGAUUGCAGUAACUUCGGAUUUUAUUCCACGCCUUGUCUACCAAUAUGUGUACAGUCACAACGGGACCAUGCACGGCUUCAUCAAUCACACCCUGUCAUACUUCAACGUCAGCGACUUUAAGCCUGGAACCCAGCCAGAAAACUCACCAUUUGAAGAGGAGGUUUCAUUCUGCAGGUUUAAGGAUUACAGAGAACCCCCGUGGGCAGAAAGCUCAUAUGAAUUCUCUAAGCAGUAUUGGUCUGUUCUGUCUGCCCGCCUGGCAUUCGUCAUUAUCUUUCAGAACCUGGUGAUGUUCCUCAGCGUGCUUGUGGACUGGCUGAUCCCAGACAUCCCCAAGGACAUCAGCGAGCAGAUCAAGAAGGAGAAGAGCGUGCUGGUGGAUUUCUUUCUGAGGGAAGAGCACGAGAAACUGAAGCUGAUAGAAAACUUUAUCUCCCGGGACAAACAAAGGAGUUGGAGUGAGAAGAAAAGGAAGAGGAGUCGGGCGGCCAGUUUCACCCAGUUCUACCGAAGCCGCCGGGGAAGCUUUACUUCUCUUAGUUCAAGACACAGCGAUGUAUGA